AUUUUUUAAGGUUGGUUAUACUUGUGUUUAUCAAUGUGUGGUUUUUAAAAUUAUGCCAUGCCGAUUUAUUUACAAUAAAUUGUGUUAACUAACAGCAUGAGCACCGCUUAAAAUCUGUGAACAUGUCCAAAAUUAAACUCUUUGAUGAAGAUUCGGAGGAAGAAGUAGCCAUCAAAACAGAGAACGAGUAUGCAAAAAAAUACGAUGCCUGGCGAGAAAAAGAAGAACUCCACAAAUUGGAGCAAAAAUAUGGUUCCAAAGCAUUGAAGUCAGAUGCUUCUUCAUCAUCUGACAGUGAGGACGAGAGUGACGAGCCUGUUGAGGUCUCCGAGGAGGUGGAGAAGCAGUUCCUGAAGACUCUUUCUCUUCUGAAGACCAAGGACCCAAGGAUAUAUGAUCCUAAUUUCAACUUUUUUGAUGAGAAACUUGAAAGCAAUAAAGAAAAGAAACCAGAGACAAAGAAGUUGACAUUUGGUGACAGUGAUGAUGAUGAUGAUGAUGAUGACGGUGCAAAUAUAUUCAGUAUUGAGAAAAAAGCUGAGAUUGAUGAACCAGAUGAUGACAAAGAUUCAAGUGGCAAUUGUUUAAAGGAAGACAAACUAAAGGACUACCUAACUGGGAAAGUAGAGCACGUAGACCAAGAUAUAGAGAGUGACCUGGCACCGCUUCGUGCAUUGUGGUCUGACCCCAAGAUAAAUGAAGGGGAGGCCUUCCUGAGGGAUUAUAUUUUAAAUAAAAGGUAUUUAGAAGCCGGUGAUGCAGGCGAAGCUGAGGACAAGAUACGCGAUGACGCGGACUUGGAGGAAGAUGAGAAGCAGGUGGAGGAGCAGGGCAAGUUCGAGCGCGCAUACAACUUCCGCUUCGAGGAGCCCGACGACGAAUAUUUAAAACGUUUCCCUCGCACGAUGAACUACAUCCGGCCCAAGGACGAGCGGCGCUCGCGCAAGCGCGCCGAACUGCGCGACAGGAAGGAGGACGAGAAGCGCCAGAAGAUGGAGGAGAUCGCGCGCAUGAAGGCGCUCAAGCUGAAGGAGAUCCAGCAGAAGAUCGCUAAGAUCAAGGAGGUCACCGGCAACCAGGAGCUAGCGUUUCAGGAAGAAGACAUAGAAGGAGACUUCGACCCUCAAGAGCAUGACAGAAGAAUGAAAGCACUCUUCGAUGAACAGUACUAUGGAGAGACUGAUGACCAGAAGCCUGUCUUCCCCGACCUGGACGAUGAGCUGGAGAUUGAAAAUUGGGAAAAAUAUGAGCAAGAUGCCAGUCAACUACAGCAAGAUGUUGAUGAAGACGGUCCCCAUUGUGAAGACGAAAACUUUAAUAUGGACGCAGACUACGAUCCGAAGGCAGCAAAACUGAACCUUCUAGAAGAGCUGAAACGCAACAUGGGCACCAAACGCAGGAACAGGAAACGCAAGUCCAAGUUGGCCCAACUCCUGGCUGAAGAGAAACCCAAGUUUGUGCCCGACAUAGACAAGAGAUACUCACAGUUUAUGGAGGAGUACUAUAAGAUGGACUGCGAAGAUGUCAUAGGGGGUGACCUCCCAACGAGGUUUAAAUAUAGGGAAGUGGUGCCCAAUGACUUCGGUCUUACUGUUGAGGAGAUCCUCCUGGCAGAUGACAAAGAGCUAACACAGUGGGUGCCUUUAAAGAAGAUAGUCAGGUAUCGACCAGAGAAUGUGGAGAAGGGUGAAGUAAAGACUUACUCUCAGAAGGCAGCGGACGAAAGACUGAAGAAGAAGAUACUGCCCAGUCUGUUUAAGGAUUUGCCAGAAGAACCAGAAAUAGUAGUGCCACCUGAAGAAGUUAACAAAAAGAGGAAGAAGAAGAAGAAAAAGAAAAAUAAGGACUUAGAAGAAUCGGUAUCUAAUACUAUUGAUCAAGACAUGACAGGGGGUCAUAAUGAAGAAAAUGGCACUAAUGAAGACAAUGAACAAAUUUCCAAGAAAAAGCGUAAAAGAAAAGAAACAGAUUGCAAAGAGUAUGAAAACGAACAAACCAUAGAGCUUUCUGUAAAUGAACACGAAACAACUGAUGAAAGCAUAGAGAAACCUAAGAAAAAGAAGAAACGAAAACACAAUGUUGAGAAUGAUACAGAAAAUAGUUCUAAUAAAACGGAUAACAAUAAAAUGAGCGUAUCUCUAACCGAAAAUGAUACAACAAUAGAAACAGAGCAAAAGAAACGAAAAAGCCUUAACGAUAUAGAAAAUAAGUAUUCUGAAGAUAAACAAAUAAUAACUGAAUGUAUAAGUAGUCAAGUUACUGACACUUCAGAAUUAAAUAACAAAAGUAAAUUUCAUAGUAAAAAGAACAAGAGCAAAAACUCUUUCACUGUAGAUACGGUAGUCAAUGAAAGCCCUUCUAGAGUUAUAGAUGAAAAUGUCAAAAGUAAAGAACGUAAAAAUAAAAAUAAACCCGGAAAUUCGUUUAUCGUUGAAACAAUAAAUGAAGAGAAUGGCGUCGAUAACAACAAAAAUAAUCUUAAAUGUAAAAUAGAUAUUGUUGGUAAUGGCGUACCUAAAAAGAAACAAAAGAAAAACAAAAAUAAACAACAAAGUUUACAAAUUAAGAAGAAUAACAUUAAAAAUAAGACUUCUAAUUCUGAAAAAUCAAAGGAUCCCUUGAGCAAUUUAUCAGAUGAGAGACUCAAGGCGUAUGGUUUGAACCCAAAAAAGUAUAGAAGCUUCUUAAAAUAUAAAAAUUUUUAAAUAACAAUGGUGGAAAGAAAGAGUUAUGCCGAUGAUAAAUAUAAAUAUUACAGAAAUACAAUGGAACUGCAAAAAGCGACAAAUAUUUCGGGUCGACUAGACCUCUUCACCUCUUCAGGUGCUCAUAAUUGAGCAAUUUUAUAAACAUUGCUCUGUAAUAUGUGUAAUAUUGUGCACUUCUUGCGAAGGCGAAACAUGUGCAGUCAUGGAUGAUGAGGAUGAUCGUUUUAUAGAAAUGUGAUUUAUGGUAAUAAUAUGCACUCUGUACCGACUCUUAAAUCUAUGAGUAAUAUACACAGAAAUUAUAUUAUAUGUUUCAAAAAAUGGAAUUUUUAUUAAAGUAAGUUAUGAUU
Molecule: messenger RNA, 3058 nt
Organism: Bicyclus anynana (squinting bush brown)
Lineage: Eukaryota; Metazoa; Arthropoda; Insecta; Lepidoptera; Nymphalidae
Product: protein KRI1 homolog
Exons: 11
Coding region: 123-2705 (860 amino acids)
Biological process (GO): endonucleolytic cleavage in ITS1 to separate SSU-rRNA from 5.8S rRNA and LSU-rRNA from tricistronic rRNA transcript (SSU-rRNA, 5.8S rRNA, LSU-rRNA)
Cellular component (GO): nucleolus; 90S preribosome
Source: RefSeq, a predicted model, not a curated record